AUGAAGAUGAUGGAAGUUUUGGGUUCCAUUUGCGGAGUGUAUUCUGUCACCAUAGAUGCCAACGAAGGGACGGCAAGGGUUUCCGGGGAGGUAGAUCCGAACGUUCUUCUUCAUGCAUUAGGGAGGACAGGGAGCCAUGCAGAACUGGUAUGGGUGAAGAUGAAAAGUUCACCGCCGCCACGACCACCGGGCCGAGGUUACUACGACCACGGAUAUGAUCCAACAUAUGGUUAUAGAUCAAUAGAGCAACCCUACCACCAACAAUACAGAAGAGCAUUGCCUGAACACCAUGGAUGCUAUGGUGGUACACACCAUGAUCACUACCCAAUGAGAAGGCCAGCAAUGCAGUAUCCAUAUUAUGGUUCCUAUAGCUACUAA
Molecule: messenger RNA, 378 nt
Organism: Cornus florida
Lineage: Eukaryota; Viridiplantae; Streptophyta; Magnoliopsida; Cornales; Cornaceae
Exons: 2
Coding region: 1-378 (125 amino acids)
Molecular function (GO): metal ion binding
Source: RefSeq, a predicted model, not a curated record